UGAUCGAUUUCUCUCACAGCGAUGUGGUAUUUUUGGCUGCAAAAGCUGAGGCAACACUGCGCGCGGGUCAGCAAAAAUAAUAGAGGUUCAUUUUGAAUGUUUUUAUAUUAAACGCGCAAAAUGGAAGAUCCGCGGGAAAGGAGAACAUUUACCAAUAUCAGCAAUAGUUUUGGCUUUGUUUGCAGGAUCAUAGAAAAGCAAUGCGGAAUACAGCAACUCGGAUCUCUUGAAAAAUACGAAUUUGUGGAGCUCCUGAAGAUUCUGAAUGGCACAGAAAAGUUUCUGGCCUCGAAGUUCUUCUGCCAACUGCCAGCGAAUGUGGGCAGUUUUCGAGUGCUUCGCCAGCUCCAGGAACUCAGAAUCCUGACGGCCACACAAUACAUCUUUAGCAAGGAGCACUCCGAUCAACUGCAGGUGGACUUGAUCAUAUUCCUGGAAUCCGAGUUCGAACUCCUCGCAAAUGUCUUCAUUUCAGCGGCUUGUGAUGCCGACUCUGCGAUGAUGCUUACCCUAAUACUGACAACCGCUUUGGGGAAUCUCUAUACCGGCCUUGUUGGUAAUCCCAAAAUCUGCAAUUUGGGAUAUGUUGAGUUCUUGAGCAAAACCCUGCCAGAUGAAGCGCUAAAUGUUUGUAUGAACAUGCAUUUAAGCACUCUAUUGGACCUUCACCGAUCGGAAAAUGUGGACGAGGCAUUCGCCAGCUUCAGCGCCUGGAUAAAUGAGGGCGUCGAUGAACUAACCUUUGUAAAGCACCUUUGCGAUAAGCUGUUUGUUGGCCAUCACCAGGCAGCCCUUCAAUACCUAUUCAAACAGUCAAACACGGACAACUUUAACCAGUGGAAGUUCUACCUGAUACUGGUGCAAUCCAUCGCAAGUGCAGCCGAUCCUGAAACCACCACAUACAUUAAAAAGUAUCUGAAAAACAGACUUCUGCAAACUGCAUCCACGGCUUGCAUUGGAUCCUUGCUCCAUUUGCUGCUGACUGCCAGAGCUGCAUCUGCCUCAACCAUGAAUGUGCAGAUUAAUCUGGACAACUAUGCGAAGUGGUACAAGCAGAACAUUGGUGAAAUGACGUACAUAUUGGGCACGGAAAAGUUUCAGACAAUCCUGAGGCUCUUGGAGGAGUCUUUAACCUACGAAAAGGAGUUGCAAUACCUAGAGAUUCAUGUGUCAAUCGCCAUUUCACCUGGUGGUCGUCUGGUUCAGGCCUACAAAACUAAGUGCAGGGCUCAUGCAGCUCAACUUAAAUCGGCAGCAAAGCGAAAGGCUUCCACAGACUAAAUGCAAGGUGAUAUUAUUAUUAAUUCUCAGGAAGGUCCGA
Drosophila erecta is the source of this 1321-nucleotide messenger RNA. RefSeq lists its product as uncharacterized. The record is from RefSeq and is a predicted model, not a curated record. The transcript has 9 exons. The coding region runs from base 121 to 1281 and encodes 386 amino acids. NCBI's taxonomy places the organism in Eukaryota, Metazoa, Arthropoda, Insecta, Diptera, Drosophilidae.